ACUUUCCAGAUGUUCCCGGGGCAGCUGGAAAACCAUACAUGGAUUGUUUGGUUGGGGAAUAUUGCUGCUCUGUUUAGGUUUGACAUCUACAGGAAGGUGCCAAAAGACCUUACACAGCCAACCUACACAGGGGCCAUUAUCUCUGUCUGCUGCUGUCUCUUCAUAUUGUUUCUCUUCCUGUCUGAGCUCACCGGAUUCAUAGCCACUGAAAUAGUUAAUGAGCUCUACGUGGAUGACCCAGACAAAGACAGCGGGGGGAAAAUAGAAGUGAACCUGAACAUCAGUUUGCCAAACCUGCACUGUGAAUUGGUUGGUCUGGACAUCCAGGAUGAAAUGGGAAGGCACGAAGUGGGUCACAUUGACAACUCGAUGAAGAUCCCUCUUAAUAAUGGGGAUGGCUGCAGGUUUGAGGGCCACUUCAGCAUCAACAAGGUCCCUGGUAACUUCCACGUGUCGACGCACAGCGCGACGGCGCAGCCCCAGAACCCCGACAUGACUCACGUCAUCCACAAGCUCUCAUUUGGGGACAAGCUACAGGUCCAUAACGUUCACGGAGCAUUCAAUGCCUUGGAGGGAGCAGACAAGCUCAGCUCAAACCCCCUUGCCUCUCACGACUACAUCCUGAAGAUUGUGCCCACGGUGUACGAGGACAUGAGCGGCAAGCAGCGCUACUCCUACCAGUACACGGUGGCAAAUAAGGAAUACGUAGCCUACAGCCACACCGGACGCAUCAUCCCAGCAAUCUGGUUCCGGUAUGACCUGAGCCCCAUCACAGUGAAAUACACAGAGAGGAGACAGCCUUUGUACAGGUUUAUCACAUCGAUAUGUGCCAUCAUUGGAGGAACAUUUACUGUAGCUGGGAUCCUUGACUCCUGCAUUUUCACAGCAUCAGAGGCCUGGAAGAAGAUCCAGCUGGGCAAAAUGCAGUAGCAAUGAAACUCUACCCUCAACUCCAAGGACAGGAGCAAAGAUUGAGAAAUCUACCACUACCUGUUUUUGUCUUUAUUUUCUAUUUGAUUGAAUCAGUAUGUUUUUCUCUAAUCAGGCUGCUCAGUGAAGACAUCUUCAACAAAUCAAAGAAAUCUCCAUGCAUUUCAGAGCUCUGAGAGGGAAAACUCAGUGGAAUCAGGGUGUGGAUUUCGAUUCCCUCCCCCCAGAAGGAGAGGUUGAAAUGCCAUAUGAGAUCUAAGUAAGGAUGGCAGCCUGUCCUCUGGGAGGUUCCUAUGGCAGUGUACAAGCUAGGGAGUAGGUGGCAAAGGGCUGAACUGUCCUGUGGCACUUUCUGGAGGUCUGUUGGAUUUGCAUGAUCAGACAAUCGACUUUUGUACAGGGCAAAAUUACACAUGAGGAAGAAAUUCCAUCCGUGGUGCCAAAAAGGUGAUGUAUCUGUUGGUGGGGAAUGGAAAGUGUUAGUUCCCACAGCAAACCUAAGAGACAGAGGGCAGAAAUAACACAUCAAGAAAUGUUUUGUGCUUCUGUUGAAAGCUCAGUCAUUCAGUUACAGCCUGUUAAACAAAGUGAGAAAAGGAAGCCUUCCCCAGCUACCUUUUCCUGAGUAAUCUGUGAUCCUAGCAGUGGAGGGCAUUUCUUUUACUCUGGAUGUAAAAGUGGUUUCAUUUCUUCCCAAUAACUGAAUAUCCAGUCUUGUGUUUACAGGUGGCAUGAAGUAAAAACCAAACUGAGCAACACAGUUUUAUGUGGCCUUUGCUUUGAAAGGGAAUAGUUGUCUUUACAGAAUUAGCUUUUAUUUCCUCUGUUUCUAAACACAGACCACCCAAAAGUCUGGAUUCUGCAUUUCUGCUA
Messenger RNA from Pseudopodoces humilis (Tibetan ground-tit), 1803 nucleotides. RefSeq names its product endoplasmic reticulum-golgi intermediate compartment 1 (gene ERGIC1). Lineage: Eukaryota; Metazoa; Chordata; Aves; Passeriformes; Paridae. The record is from RefSeq and is a predicted model, not a curated record. Gene Ontology annotation, biological process: endoplasmic reticulum to Golgi vesicle-mediated transport; retrograde vesicle-mediated transport, Golgi to endoplasmic reticulum. Gene Ontology annotation, cellular component: Golgi membrane; COPII-coated ER to Golgi transport vesicle; endoplasmic reticulum.